This is a messenger RNA of Chinchilla lanigera (long-tailed chinchilla), 5397 nucleotides long. It is a transcript of the gene Phldb2, whose product is annotated as pleckstrin homology-like domain, family B, member 2. Gene Ontology annotation, biological process: regulation of microtubule cytoskeleton organization. The transcript has 19 exons. NCBI's taxonomy places the organism in Eukaryota, Metazoa, Chordata, Mammalia, Rodentia, Chinchillidae. The record is from RefSeq and is a predicted model, not a curated record. Gene Ontology annotation, cellular component: basal cortex. The coding region runs from base 1115 to 5062 and encodes 1315 amino acids.
AAAAGGCUUGCUGUCCAACUUAAACCACUCUUCGAAUUGGAUCCAGGGUGGACCUAGGAAAUUUUACCUAACAGUGGACAUGGAAAAGGAUGAGAGUGAAAUGCAUCAUUUUUAAAUAUAGUUCAUCCAAGGAGAGUUAAUCCUUACAUUUUUAAGAUCCAUGAAACAGAAAAUAACUUGUUUUUGCCUAUUUAAUUCUGUCAGAGACGGAAUGUUUGAAUGUACCAGUGGUCUGGUGCCAAGUGGGCUUAGGGUUUUGUUUAUGUUCUUAGAUUCACAGAAUUUUAGAUGUGGAAGUGACGUUAUGCUAAAAUUGGAUAGUGUCUGUCAGAUCCCCUUUCCUUCAGUGGGAUUUGUCGUCAUUAUCAUUUGUUUCUACAGUAACUAUCACCCUCUGACUUAGCUAUGCUCCUUUACUAGUCUGUCAGUCAGUCCUCUGCAAAGGCCUGUGCAGUGAUCCUGUCCUCCUAUGUGUGUCUGUCUCUUUGGAGUAUAAACUGUAAAGGUAGGAAAUAAUGCCUUGUACCACCUACCUCCCAGUGUCUAGCUCAAAGCUUGGUAGGCACGUAGUGAAGAUUAGCAUCUUCAGGGUAACAACAACAGCAACCCCAGAUCUCAGUGUCUGAAGACAGUCCCAUUGGCAGGGGCCUGCGUUGCCCUCGUUUGGGAGGAUAGGCAAACAAAGCUCUACACACUUUGAUGGAGGCCAGUCAUCUUAGCAAGGGGAAAGAAGUGAAUCAUGCUCUGCCUGUGGAUGUUUGAGCAGGGAACUGACAGGUCACUUUCUCUAAUAUUUCUUUGAUCACAUAAGUGACAGCCACAUGCAUCAUCUUGGCGAUGAGGCAGAACCACCUACUAUGUUCCUGAAAGAAGACCUGGAUGAUUAGUGACUCACACAAUGCCUGCUAAGUAGAUAGCUGCUACCUGGUGCUUAAUACUUAUUUAGUGAAUAAAGAGUCCAAAACUAUCUCCUGAGAUUUUCACUAUUUUCUAUGCAAUAAGCAGAACUACUUCAAAUGAAAUAUUCUAGUAACUACAUUUAAAAAAAUGAAGAUACUGUGUUGUCUAAGCCAAGUUCAGCAAACAUCUGGAGACUUCAGAUCGCUGCAAGACUAUGGCAGAGUGUAGCUGCAUGCAAAAACAGGCGGACUUACAAAAUGGUAGCUUAGAGGAAGGCUUUGUGGUGAACUCCUUGGACACCCGUCCCCCAGACAUGAUGGAGAACCUGAACUCAAAGAAAUACUCUUCCAGUCUGAAAUUUAAAGCCAAUGGAGACUAUUCUGGCUCCUAUUUAACCCUCUCACAACCUGUGUCUGCUAAGAGAAGCCCUUCCCCUUUGGGCGCCAGUGUCAGGAGCAGCUCCUCCUUAGCCAAAAUCCAUGGAAGCAAGCAGUUCUCCUGCGAUGGAGGUGACAAAAAUAUUUCCACAAAGCCUCCCACUCCCUCACUCAAUGCUACACCCUCCCUUGGUGGCUAUCCACUUGGGAGAGCAGAUUUUGAUCAUUAUAGUGGUCGGGAUAGUGAAAGGUCCUUGAGGCUCUCAGAGAAACUUCCUUAUUCCAAAUAUAACUCUAGAAAUAAAUCGCAUGACAGUGUGUACUUUCUUGGAGGAUUGGAAGGGAGAAAGGCAUCUGGUUCGCUCCUGACCAUGUGGAAUGGAAGUACCCUUAGUGACUACGGCCAGUCUCCCAUCAGCAGGUCGGGGGCAGCAAGCAUGCCUUCAAGCCCAAAGCAAGCCAGGAAGAUGGGCAUGCAGGACAACCUGACUCUUCAACCCCAGGUAACCAGACACAAGGACCCCGCAUCUGAAAGCAUCAGUUUAAGAACUAGGAAGUACUCAGGCGGCAGCCUGAGUCACAUGGGCGCCUAUAGCCGAUCACUUCCCAGGUUGUACAAAGCCACAGAGAACCAGCUGACGCCUCUCACCUUGCCUCCAAGAAACUCUCUGGGCAACUCCAAAAGAACCAGACUGGGGGAAAAGGAUCUACCUCAUAGCAUCGUAGACAAUGACAAUUACCUUAAUUUUUCUUCUUUAAGCUCUGGGGCUUUACCCUAUAAAACCUCUGUGUCGGAGGGUGCUCCUUAUGUAAGUUCCACCCUCAGUGUGCCUGCGAGCCCUCGAGUGGCUCGGAAGAUGCUUCUGGCCUCUACCUCCUCCUGUGCCUCUGAUGACUUUGAUCGGGUGUCCUACUCGGGAACGAGCUCGAAUCACUCCUUUUCUGCUGGAGAACCAGACAGAGUGUUGGUGGCCAGGAGGAACUUCUCCUGUGGCUCUGUGGAGUUCGAUGAUGCUGAUUUGGACAGCCUCAGACAGGCCUCAGGAACCCCCCAGCCUGUCCUUCGGGAACGGAAAAGUAGCAUUAGCUCCAUUUCAGGACGGGAUGACCUGAUGGAUUAUCACCGGAGGCAGAGGGAGGAAAGACUCAGGGAGCAGGAGAUGGAGCGGCUGGAGAGACAGCGCUUGGAGACCAUCCUCAGCCUCUGUGCCGAGUACACCAAGCCUGACGGCCGCCUGUCCACGGGCACCACUGUGGCAGAUGUGCAGAAAAUCAACAAAGAACUGGAGAAGCUGCAGCUCUCCGAUGAGGAGUCCGUGUUUGAAGAAGCCCUGGUGUGCCCCGACACAAGAUACCGGUGCCACCCGAGGGGCGCUCUCCACGACGCUGACCUGGUGGGCUUCGGGAGCCUCAGUCAGAGCAGUGGCAGCCUCCUCGCCCCCAGGAGCAUGAGGAACGAUGAACUGCUCCGGGAGCUCACCAGGACCCCGCCACCACCCGCCUCUGCCUUUCUGAAAGCUGCCAGCGAGUCCUCUUACCUAAGUAUCCUACCAAAGACCCCAGAAGGGAUGAGUGAAGAACAGAGAGCUCAGGAGUUGGCUGCAAUGGAGGACACCCGGAUAGUAAUUCUGAACAACCUUGAAGAGCUCAAACAAAAGAUCAAAGAUAUAAAUGACCAGAUGGAUGAAUCUUCCAGAGAGUUGGAUAUGGAAUGUGCCCUUUUGGACGGAGAGCAGAAAUCUGAGACAACUGAACUAAUGAAGGAGAAGGAGAUUUUGGAUCAUCUAAACCGGAAAAUAGCAGAACUGGAAAAGAACAUCGUUGGGGAAAAGACCAAGGAGAAGGUAAAGCUUGAUGCUGAGAGGGAAAAGCUAGAGAGGCUUCAGGAGCUUUACUCCGAGCAGAAGACCCAGCUGGACAAUUGUCCUGAGUCCAUGAGGGAACAGUUACAGCAGCAACUGAAGAGGGACGCUGACCUGUUGGAUGUUGAAAGCAAACACUUCGAAGACCUGGAAUUCCAACAGCUGGAACACGAGAGCCGUCUGGAUGAGGAAAAGGAGAACCUAACUCAGCAGCUUCUGCGUGAAGUGGCCGAAUACCAGAGGAACAUCGUCAGUAGAAAGGAGAAAAUUUCUGCAUUAAAAAAGCAAGCCAAUCACAUUGUUCAGCAGGCCCAGCGAGAACAAGAUCAUUUUGUGAAAGAAAAGAGUAACCUAAUAAUGAUGAUACAAAGAGAAAAGGAGAAUCUUUGUAAUCUGGAAAAGAAAUACUCCAGCCUCUCUGGGGGGAAAGGGUUUCCUGUGAACCCUAAUACUUUGAAGGAGGGCUAUCUCAGUGUAAAUGAAUUUAAUGAGCCAUCUGGCCAUUCCACGAAUCUCUCCCCUUCCACUCAGUUCCCUGCUGACGCUGACGCUGCUGUCGCUGAGUCUGCCUCAGCUGUGCCGGUGAGCCAGCCACAGAGUCCAGAGCUAAGAUCACCUGUCUGUUCUGGAUGUAUGUUUCCUUCCACCCUUUCUCUUCAUCCUGUCACUCAACCUCCAUCAACCUCUUGGCCGGAAGUCAUGGCUACAUCUGUCGGUUUUUUCCCUCUAAAUGACACACCUCCUCCUCUCCCAGCUAAGAAACACAGAAGGCAACAGCAGCAGGAGCAACAGCACUUUAGAAGUCUGGAAGAAAGGAAAAAACAGCACAAAGAAGGCCUCUAUCUGAGUGACACUUUGCCUCGAAAGAAAACCACACCUUCCAUCUCCCCACAUUUCAGCAGUGCCACAAUGGGGAGAAGCAGCACCCCAAAGGGUCACUUGCCUCUGGGACAGAGCAACAGCUGCGGGAGCGUGCUUCCUCCUUCGCUGGCAGCCAUGACCAAAGAUGCAGAGUCGCGCAAGACGCUCAGAGGUUAUAAUCACCAACACGUGAGUGAAGGACAAAGGCAGAAAUCUGAAUUUUACAACCGCACAGCAUCGGAAUCAAAUGUCUACUUGAAUAGUUUCCAUUACCCCGAUCACAGCUACAAGGACCAGGCCUUUGAUACUUUGAGCCUGGACAGCUCUGAUAGCAUGGAGACCAGCAUUUCUGCCUGCUCUCCUGACAAUAUCUCUAGUGCCAGCACUUCAAAUAUUGCCAAGAUAGAAGAAAUGGAGAGGCUGCUGAAACAGGCUCAUGCAGAGAAGACCCGACUGCUCGAAUCCAGGGAGCGGGAAAUGGAAGCCAAAAGACGAGCUCUGGAAGAAGAAAAACGACGCCGAGAAGUCCUGGAAAAACGACUGCAGGAAGAAACCAGCCAGAGGCAGAAGUUAAUAGAAAAGGAAGUAAAAAUAAGGGAGAAGCAAAGAGCACAGGCUCGUCCUCUGACGCGCUACCUGCCGGUCCGGAAGGAGGACUUUGAUCUCCGGAGCCACGUGGAGACCGCCGGCCACAACAUCGACACCUGCUACCACGUGUCCAUCACAGAGAAGACGUGCCGAGGUUUCCUCAUCAAAAUGGGCGGAAAAAUUAAAACUUGGAAGAAACGCUGGUUUGUUUUUGACCGGAAUAAGCGAACCUUUUCUUAUUACGCAGACAAGCAUGAAGCAAAGUUGAAAGGAGUAAUAUAUUUUCAAGCCAUUGAAGAAGUCUAUUACGAUCACCUCAAGAAUGCUAACAAGAGCCCUAAUCCAUUACUCACCUUUAGCGUCAAGACACAUGACAGAAUCUACUACAUGGUGGCCCCAUCGCCGGAAGCCAUGCGGAUCUGGAUGGAUGUUAUAGUUACCGGGGCAGAAGGUUACACUCACUUCUUGCUGUAGCGAAUUGAAGCAACAGUCCACUUCAGGGCAGACUGCAAUAAUCUCUUACAAGAAUGAAGCCAUAUUCAAUCCCAGAUGGAAGGACCCAACAGACCCAACCCUAAACUGUGUGCACUCAGAACUCCUUUCGUAAUGAGAAGUUGUUUGUAAAAAAAGAAAGAAAGAAAGAAAGCGUUUUAAUUCAAAGCUUGAUCAUAAGUGGCAAAAGAAUUGAAGCUCCUAGAGUGAAGAAACGCUAUUUUGAUAAAUACCACUAAAAGCACAUUUCUUUUUCUAAAUUUUUUAAAUUUUAUUUUUCAAGAUAAAUGAACCAAAACAUAUUAACAAACACACAG